Lemur catta (Ring-tailed lemur) is the source of this 550-nucleotide messenger RNA. RefSeq names its product small nuclear ribonucleoprotein D2 polypeptide (gene SNRPD2). Gene Ontology annotation, molecular function: RNA binding. The transcript has 3 exons. Gene Ontology annotation, biological process: RNA splicing; spliceosomal snRNP assembly. Gene Ontology annotation, cellular component: U5 snRNP; catalytic step 2 spliceosome; U2 snRNP. NCBI's taxonomy places the organism in Eukaryota, Metazoa, Chordata, Mammalia, Primates, Lemuridae. The coding region runs from base 102 to 458 and encodes 118 amino acids. The record is from RefSeq and is a predicted model, not a curated record.
GGCCUCAAGAACCGGAAGUCCCGCCUGUCUCGCGCUCUCUUUCCUCAGAAGCAGAAAAGCAACGCGGAGAAAGGAGUUGACCUGAGAGUACAGCCAUCACCAUGAGUCUCCUCAACAAGCCCAAGAGUGAAAUGACCCCAGAAGAGCUGCAAAAGCGGGAGGAAGAAGAAUUUAACACUGGUCCACUCUCUGUACUCACACAGUCCGUCAAGAACAACACUCAAGUGCUUAUCAAUUGUCGCAAUAACAAGAAACUCCUGGGCCGUGUGAAGGCCUUUGAUAGGCACUGCAACAUGGUGCUGGAGAAUGUGAAGGAGAUGUGGACUGAGGUCCCCAAGAGCGGCAAGGGGAAGAAGAAGUCCAAGCCAGUCAACAAGGACCGCUACAUCUCCAAGAUGUUCCUGCGCGGGGACUCGGUCAUUGUGGUCCUGCGGAACCCGCUUAUUGCUGGCAAGUAGGACUACCUUCCUGCCGACAUCUUGGUCCCCUGUCUUGUGAAGACCUGCUCGUUGUGAUGGCAAUAAUAAAGCUGUGUUUUUUUCUAGUGAAA